Messenger RNA from Herpailurus yagouaroundi (jaguarundi), 1467 nucleotides. It is a transcript of the gene UBAC1, whose product is annotated as UBA domain containing 1. The transcript has 8 exons. Gene Ontology annotation, cellular component: ubiquitin ligase complex. Lineage: Eukaryota; Metazoa; Chordata; Mammalia; Carnivora; Felidae. Bases 112 to 966 code for a protein of 284 amino acids. The record is from RefSeq and is a predicted model, not a curated record. Gene Ontology annotation, molecular function: protein binding.
CCUAUUCGUUUCAGACUUUCUGAUUACUUUUCUGUGUAGAAAAAACAGGAAGAGAAAGCCCCGGAUAGAGAAGCUAUAUUCCGGGCCACCGCCAACCUGCCCUCCUACAACAUGGACCGGGCCGAGGUCCAGACCAACAUCAGAGACUUCCAGACGGAACUCCGGAAGAUCCUGGUGUCUCUCAUCGAGGUGGCACAGAAGUUGUUAGCGCUGAACCCGGAUGCGGUCGAGCUGUUCAAGAAGGCGAACGCGAUGCUGGACGAAGAGGAGGACGGGCGAGUGGACGAGGCAGCCCUGCGGCAGCUCACGGAGAUGGGCUUCCCGGAGAGCAGGGCCGCCAAGGCCCUGCGGCUGAACCAAUGUGAGUUUUUAAAGACAAAUCCUGCACGCACAUCCCCGAGCAUGUCGGUGCCUCAGGCCAUGGAGUGGUUGAUCGAACACGCAGAAGACCCGACCAUCGACACGCCUCUUCCGGGCCAGGCCUCUCCGGGAGGGGCCGAGGCCGCCCCUGAGGCUGCCUCCGAGGCGGCCGGGACUAGCACCGGAGACGAGGAGCCCAGAGAUGAGCUAACGGAGAUCUUCAAGAAGAUCCGGAGGAAAAGGGAGUUCCGGGCCGAUGCUCGGGCCGUCGUUUCCCUGAUGGAGAUGGGGUUCGACGAGAAGGAAGUGAUAGACGCCCUCAGAGUGAACAACAACCAGCAGAACGCUGCCUGCGAGUGGCUGCUGGGAGACCGGAAGCCCUCCCCCGAGGAGCUGGACAAGGGCAUCGACCCCGACAGCCCCCUCUUUCAAGCCAUCCUGGAUAAUCCAGUGGUGCAGCUGGGCCUGACCAACCCUAAAACGUUACUAGCGUUUGAGGACAUGCUGGAAAACCCACUGAACAGCACCCAGUGGAUGAACGACCCGGAGACGGGGCCGGUCAUGCUGCAGAUCUCCAGGAUCUUCCAGACCCUGAACCGCGCGUAGGCGCAAGUGCGGCCGCUCCCCUGCACGGCUCCAGCGCCUGUCCGGGAGCCGGGGCGGCCCCAGCCACGGCCCUCUUCUACCCGCCAGCCUGCCAGCCAGCCGCGGAGGAGCGUGGAGGCCCCUCGGUGCCAGUGCCGCAGGCUGGGGGGGGAGGGGGAGGCUCGCCGGACCCCGCCCUCCGCACCCCACCCCGGGUCGUCAGGGCUCGGGGGCCCUUCUCCGGCUUUGACCUUCUGCUGAAACACUCGUGUGAUGGCAGCGUGCACGGCCGGCCGCAUCUCCAGCCUCCAACAGUGUUUACAGGCGUGGAUGCCCCGGGAGGGGUCCCCUCCCUCCACAGUGUCCCUCUGGGCUCUGGAGACGCUCUUUGACCCGACCCGCAGGCGCCGCUUGUCACUUGGAAGAAGGCAUGUUUCGACCCAAAGUGUGAAGUCAGUACUGACUUAUGUAGAGGAAAUCACAGAUGAUUUUUCUUUAAUAAAUAAAUUCCCUUUUUGCUAU